CAAAUGAUUCUACGCAUGGCAGCAAAAAUACAAACAAUGAGCUACAAUCUAUGGACUCGCGUGCACGUGUUCAAAUGCUCGUGACUUAGCUGAUUCUAUUUAUUCCAUUGGUGAAGGGAGCUAACGUUCACCUUCCCCGCCUCACUGCCUACCUGAUGUCCGAUGAGGGAAUUCACAUUUCCCCCAAACUAAGGGAAAACUUUGAAAGUCCCCUGACCACUCUGUCAGGAGGCAUUGAGGAGCAGCAGUUCAGCACCAAGGUUCAGGCCAUAAUGGAUACUCUGACUGACCAGCCAGUGGACACCCAGAAGAGUUCCACUAGUUAUUUUGGCUUCCCUUACUACCUACGCAUAGACCUACUCUGUGGAUCGAAGAAAUCUUCAAAGCGUGCCAUUCGGGAGGCCCUUCUGACAGGGUUGAUCCCAAAUGUGGUGCUGACUUUCCAGGAACCUGUUCACCCUACCCGCUUUAAACCGCAGAGGCUGCAAACCAUCCUCACCACAGCCCCUCUGCUGGACAGUGUGCCCUGUGACAGCAACCUGUGCCAGUUGGGUUGGUAUGCUCCCAUGCCCAUCCUGAAUGGAUCGGUAGUGUACAGGGUUCAAGUCGUGUCAAAUGGCCAGGGUCAACUGGUAUCUGAGAAGAGCUAUGCAGUGAAUGUUAAUGGCUAUGUGCGCCCUACUGACAGAGGGGACAAGGUGAUCUCUAUUGGUAUGGAGAUGCCAGCACUUGAGGAAGUUAUGGUUUUGGGCAGUCCCUCUCGUCCUUUGUGGAUGGUGGUGGAAAGCUCUCCCGUUCUCAUCCUCCCUGGCAUUCCUGGCUUUAAGGCUAUCCUGAUGACUGCCACUGAGUUCCAGCACACAUCCCUCAUCGAGGUGGGCAUUGAAAGCUGCUGGGCAGGCUCCCUGAACUGCCCACAAGCAGAAUUUUCCUCCAUGAUCCUGGAGGCCAUCUCUACAGAGAGCUCCCUGUUCAUCCGCCAAAACCAGCUCCUGCACCGCUUCGUGGGCAACUUUUCUCUGCUUCCGCUCACUGCCCCACCUUCAGAGGCGUGGCAGCACGUGCUGCGCUCAGUGUGUGUGUCCCGCAUGGUGCCCGUGUUCAUCUCCUACCAUGGCAGCGAGUACUUCUAUGUUCUAGGAGGAGGCUGGCAGAAAGGCACCCUCUACAGGGCCCAGGUCUAUGAUGGUGACGUGACAUUUACUCAGUUGCUAGACUCAAACAGCCGCACUGCUUGCGAGUUCAUGAAUAGUAAAGCCUGUGAGGUUAAAUGGGCAGCCCAGGAUUCUUCUCACAACCACCUGACUGACUUGGUUCUCAUCGAACUGCAAUCAGACAAAGAAGAAGCUCAGUCUUACCAGCUCCUCACAUUCGAUAAGAAUUUCCUCCUUUGUGAGACAUUCCCCAAGUACAUCCCAAAAGGCACCGGAGAGUCAUUCACCGUGGUGACCAACACUCAGGAGAACACCACGGUGACUCUGCAGCUGGCUGGGAUGGUGUUCAACCCCAUCAGUGGCAUCCUCUACAUCUGGGGAAACGCUUUGCUUUGCUCUCAAGACGUGGGUAAGAGCUUCCUGUUCUUUAAUGGCUUUCCUCUGGAUCAGAUGAUCAAAUAUUUUACUCUGUCCUUCUACGGGGAGUUUGCCUUCGUCACAGAGACCGAAGAGCUGUGGUGGGGACAGGAGGGCGUGGACCAGGUGAUGCGAGUGCGCCCUUCCCUGGGCUGGCAGGCCUUCUCUAGCCUGCAGGCUCUGAAGGGACACAGCUCCUAUUCCAUUAACCAAAGUCUGCUCACUGUCUUCUACGACUGGGACAAACAGUUACAGGAGGUGGUGUACAUAGUGGACUCUAACGGAAAGGGUUCUGUGGUGAAGAGGAGACUGCCGGUACCAGAGAUCCUUUCCUACGGCCACUUUUCCACCACCCCCCAUGACGUCCACCACUUUGAGUCGUUCAGUGCCUUUUCCUUCCCCCCCACCUGCCCCUUCUUCUGGGAGCACAUGGAAGACCUGCCUCACCCGGAGCCCCACAACCGCAUUCAGCUGUACUUGGCCCGCCCCCCCCUGGUGCACACAUCGUCUGGCCUCCAGACCACCGGCUCCCUGGCCACCUACCAGGCCCUGCUGCAACACCUGUUCCGUCUGCAUUCAGACUACAUCAUGGACAUUGGUGACCCUGUCCACAACCCAAUCUGGCGCUGGUGGAAGGACAAGCUUAUAUAUGCGGACUACUACUUUUACAUGGCCAGCAACGGGGUGACGUCCACGGGCUUCAACGUGGAGAUGGGGGGCUACUCCAGGCCCUAUCUGAGUUCAGAUAUCACCCUACCAGACAAGGUGUAUCUGGACCAGUUCUCCACCUUCUCCUUCUCCAUCUACAUUGCCUGCGGCUCUGCAAUACACCUCUCCAUGGAGAAGGAGCCAAGAGAGCUUAGUAACAUCAACUACAUCUGGCUGUCGGCUGAGGUGUCCGACAACUACUACAUCCACGUGUCUGCCACCAGGAAAGAGCUCUUCAACAGAGGAGCUGUGUUAUAUAAGGUGACGGUGGCAGACAGGGGGAUGUUUCCUGAUCAAGCGCUGGCGGGGGAAGGGCUCCUGUCUUUCAAUAUCCUGCUUCGGGUGAGCAGAUCAGAGAUGCAGUGCUACCAGCGGACAGACCAGGGGAUAGCUCUAAAUGGGCUACACAGAGUGCCAGUCUACAUCGGCUGCCCUCCUGGGAACCGCUUGGCGUUUGACAUUACCACCACCUUGGCGCAGUCUGCCCAAAACAACAAGCGCUACUUCAACUGUCCCAAACCCGACCCCAUUAUGCCUUGCUUCUACUACGAAGAUUUGUUCUAUCCUUUUUUCUUGAUCCAGGAUAUGGUCUCUGGAGAGUCUGGGAGAUUCCUGGGUAGUUAUACCUUUAAGGUGGUUGGCGGAGGAGCUUACUCGAAAGAUAACAUAUUCUUCUAUACUCCAGAGGAGGUACUGAUGUAUAACAGCCUCAACUACAGCUCCCAGAGGACACUGAUUUGGAUAUUUGAAGAUGGGGACAAAAAUAUCAACAUUACGGAGGAAGGAUUUGUUGUCAUGCAUGGCACCAGAAACGUGAUUCGGUGGGUUUGUCAACGGAACUCUCCCUGUGGCGACCUAGCAGUUCAGAGCGUUCAAGCACCCGACUAUUACUUUGUCAUUGAAGUCUCAAACAAGGGUAUAGAUUUGAGUACAUACUGUGACUAUGCCUUGCGGUUUAUACUUCAUGUACAUGGAUUCCCAUUGGAACCCACCAGAAGCCUGUUCUACAUGCUUAUGACUGUGGCUACUAUCAUAGGAAUCUUAUUCUUCUUUAUUGUGUAUAAAUGCGGUGGUCCAGGCUUGAAGAACCUGUUGAAGGCAGCCCGUAAGCACCGGGCCCGUAAGCACCAACGCCAUGUGGAGCACGAUUCUGGCAUCUCCCUGGCAACCAGUAUAGGAAAUGGAUAUCACAGAUCCAGCGAUUCCACAGUGGGUUUCGUCCUUACAUCCACUAAUUGAAAGGA
Molecule: messenger RNA, 3523 nt
Organism: Esox lucius (northern pike)
Lineage: Eukaryota; Metazoa; Chordata; Actinopteri; Esociformes; Esocidae
Product: cation channel sperm-associated protein subunit gamma
Exons: 30
Coding region: 156-3518 (1120 amino acids)
Cellular component (GO): motile cilium; CatSper complex; sperm principal piece
Source: RefSeq, a predicted model, not a curated record